AUGGCUCCGUCUCGUACUGCAGCGGCUGCAGUGCCAUCUAGAGGCAAGUAUAACUAUACAGAAGAAACACUUACAGGGCGGCUCUCAUGUCCUCACUGUGACAGAAAGUUCAAGCCCCAGGGCUUCAAGAAGCAUGAAGCAACAUGCAAGAAGCAUGUGAAUGUCGAGAGGGAACAGGAGACAUUUGGUCUCGAGUAUCAAAAGGACCAGCAACGAGGCAGGACGGAAUAUCACCCGUCGAGUGGUCGUGAACCAUUGCACCAAGCGUUCAACGAAUUUCGUGUUGAUGUACAUGAUACUACUGAAGGGCUUCCUGUUGAUGAAGAACCAUGGCGCCCUUUCUCCUCACAAGGCGACUUCGAGUUUGCGGAAAUCACACUUGAUGCUUCCCUCAACAAGUCACAAAUCGAUGGACUACUAUCUCUGAUUGCCCGCAUUGCGACAGGCCAGGUUAGAAUCACGCUGAAGAAUGAUACUGAUUUUCGCAAUGUAUUGUGUAGCGCUACCACUCAGGUGUCGCCGUUUACAAAACACGACAUCACUGUGCCAUACAAACGAGAGGAGCGUGUAUAUGAGGUCCAUGCUUUGCCCAUAUGGGAAUGGGCCCUUGAUUUAUUAGAAAACCCCUUACUCGCGCCACAUUUUGUUUGGGACGCACAACGCGUUUAUAAGCAUAACGGUACGGAAUUCGAGCAGUUCUAUGAUGAGCCAUGGACAGCCGAUCAUUGGUGGGACAUCCAGUCUAAUCUUCCGCAUGAUCUCGUUGCUGCCCCCCUUUGCUUCAUAGUGUACGCCGACAAGACGAGACUCUCAUCACACGGUACCGUUAAAGGGUAUCCUGUUGUGGUACGUUGUGCAAAUUUACCAGUAGGAAUUCGGAAUGGUGAGGGUAUCGGCGGCGGUCGUGUUAUUGGUCUGCUGCCUAUCGUUUCUGAGGACGCAAGCGAGGAAGGCAAGAAAAGUUUCACCAAUUUGAAGCAUGUCGUAUGGCACGAGUCGUUUGUGAAGUUCCUGGAACUGGUCGCGCAGUACUCAAAAACGGGAUAUUCGUACAAGUGCUUCGACCAGGUCCUACGUUGGCUAUUUCCCAUCAUAUUGAUACUUUCCGCUGACUAUGAAGAACAGUGUAUGAUGUCACUGAUUCAUGGCCAUCAUAGCAAGUGUCCAUGUCCAGUGUGCAUUGUACCGCUUGACGAACUGCAUGAUCUCUCGAAGUCAUUUCGAUUGCGAUCAAUGCAGGAUGCGAUGACUGCACUUGAUGUCUAUGAGGAAAGCAAGGCUCGCGGCGAGGAACUGUUGAAGGCGCUCGGAUUGCGCGCUGUCAAGAAUGUCUUAUGGAUUGUCGCGCACUCUGAUCCCCAUGAUGCAAUCAGUCUCGACCGCUUACACGCCCUUCAUUUGGGACUUUGGAAGCACCUACUCAACGAAUUGAAAAAGAUUCUCAAAUCCUUGGGACGCGAGGCAGAAUCGUUAUUCGAAGAGGAGGUCGCUAAUUUCCCUCGGUGGCGCGACUGCAAUCAUUUCAACACCGUUAUUCACAUGUCGUUCAGCGAUGGCAAUAAGAUGCAAGAUCUAUCUAAACAAUCUUUCUACGCAGCAUUGAGCAUUUUGAAGCAAAGUAAUAGCCCAGAAGGGAACCAACUGCUUCGUCUCAUCGGCAGCUAUCUGCAGCUUGACAGUUAUAUUGGUCUCGAUGUACAUACAAUGAGCACUCUGGACGCAAUCGAAGCUGAAUUGCUUGUUUUCAAUAAUGCACUCAAGGACUACGUCCAAUGUGCUGCAGAAUCUUCCAUUGAAGAUCUAAGACUCGACUGGAACUUCCCAAAGAUUCUUCGUGUCAACCAAAAUAAAUUCACAGUCAGCCUGUUGAGAGGACGUGUCGACACAUUUGAUGAGCAGCGCAACCACAAGGACAAUGAAGUUGAUCUAGGCACUACAGCUGAAGACAAUCUAGAUCUGGCUGUUGCACAAGGACAUAUCAAACUCGGUUCGCCACAGCAACUCGUAUCUAUACAGGACAUCGAGAACGCCUGUAGCCCAGCUGAUCGCGCUUUUCAAGACUUUCGUAGGAAGUUCUCUACAUUUCUCAAUACAUCUUUACCUGGGUAUGGAUAUGAACUGAGGAGAUGGAUUACACUACCCGCCAAUUUCCAGAUUUGUGAAUAUCGCUACCUCAAGGUAAACUAUGAAUCAACUGUCGACUGGAAACAAGCUACCGAUUACCUUUGGUGCAAUCCGAGUUUCCAUGGCCAACCACGCUACGAUUGUGCGCUCAUACAGCUCACUCCGGAACAAUCAGCAUUCGUCAAACUUAUUCUUAUGUUCAAGUGCCAUCUCCCAGAUAUCGACGGCUCUUUUAAUUUUGCACUGGUUCAGCCAUACACUGCGGGCACUGGUGCUCAUCGCAGAAUUGACCGUGAACUCAAGCUCACUCGUGUCAAGGCUGUUCCUAGAGCAAACUCUACAUUUGUUCCACUCGCGUCUGUCAUCCGCGGUGCUGUUUUGUUCCCUGACCGUGACCAUCAAGGCGAAUUUAUCAUUGUUGAUCAUAUCGACAGUGAUAUGUUUCUUCACAUGAAGACACGGGCACGCCAGUGA
Messenger RNA from Suillus subalutaceus, 2598 nucleotides. RefSeq lists its product as uncharacterized. The transcript is spliced from 13 exons. The coding region runs from base 1 to 2598 and encodes 865 amino acids. The record is from RefSeq and is a predicted model, not a curated record. Lineage: Eukaryota; Fungi; Basidiomycota; Agaricomycetes; Boletales; Suillaceae.